AUGAAAUCUGGAUACAGUGCUUAUUUUUCAGUGAUCGUUGGUUGGUGUUUAUACUAUUUUUACAAAUCCUGUGCUUUGUCAAGUCUUCCAAAAGAUGAGGAAACAAGUAUUCAGAUUUUUAAUGCAUUUGCAAGGGAUUCCUAUUGGCCAGUAUUAACUCACUCCUUAGCUGUUUUCCUUGUUGGUGCCUGUAUAUUUGGAGGUAUAAAAUGGAUUGAGAAAGCCAACAUGAUUUUGGUGCCUAUGUUACUAGGAAUAUUGAUUUUUACAUUUGGAUGGUCAUUAACAAGAAAAUACUCAGAAGUUGGGAUCACAUUUCUAUUUACUCCUUACUGGGGUAGCAUGUUCAGCCCCAGUUUAUGGGUUGCUGCUGCUAGCCAAAAUGCUUUUGAUACUGGUGCAGCUAUGGCUUUGUUUAUUUCGUAUUCUGCGUAUUUCAAUCGAAAAAAUGGUUCUGUACGACUGGGGACUAUGAUUCCAAUGGGUAAUAAUAUGGUGAGUCUACUCUGUGCACUGACAAUAUUUUCAACUGUGUUUUCGACUUUAAUACAAAAUUCGCCCACAUUGACACGUUCUGGUAUUGUAAAAAUUAUGCAAUCCAAUGGACCUGGUAGUACAGGUUUAACAUUCACCUGGAUUCCAGUCUUGUUUGCUUACGUUGGCGGUUUCGGAAGAGUUUUAUGCUCGUUAUUCUUUUUAUGCCUUUCAUUCGCUGGGAUAACUUCACUAAUUGGUCAUGUUCAGUUAACAGUUAUAACAGCGAAGGAUUUAGGAUUGAGCCACAGACAAGCUGCUUUUGCUGGUCUAUUUCUUACACUGAUAUUCGGUUUGCCUUCAGCAUUCAGUAUAAAUGUUCUUACAAAUCAAGAUAAUGUUUGGGGUUUUGCGCUUAUGCUGUCAGGUCUUGCUAUGGCCGGUUUGGUGUUGAUAUACGGUCCAAUGAAAUACAGAAAAGUAAUUGUGAAUGACUUUGGAAUCGGUGAUUGGACACUUCCAAUUGUCUGGGUUUUUAUGAUAAGUGUUUUAGUACCACUUUCUGGAGUCGGAUUAAUCAUUUGGUGGGCUUACGACCUGAUACGAUCAAACCCCUAUUGGUACCAUGUAACAUUAGACUCUAUGACGACUACAUUACUUGAGUGGCUGACUCUUUUCCUAAUUCUAAUAACUGCUAACAGUAUAGCAGUGUGUAAAAAUGUGGAUCUCUUCCGUAAAGACAAACAAACUGGUUAUGAUCCUCACAAUCCUGAUUAUCCACCAAAAGAUGAACUCCAGUCAACAGAAGAUGAAUUCAUCGUUGUAUCAACUGACAGUGUAAAUAUAAAUGAACAUCAAAUUCGAACAAAUAUGUAA
Molecule: messenger RNA, 1350 nt
Organism: Trichobilharzia regenti
Lineage: Eukaryota; Metazoa; Platyhelminthes; Trematoda; Strigeidida; Schistosomatidae
Source: the annotation of a GenBank genome assembly